AUGAAACCCAAUCGUAAGCUGAAGAAACCAAACAAGUCUCCCAAGCUGAUUUUGGAGGAAAUAAUUGGCUUGACGACGAAGAAUGCCAAUGGAUUGGCUUCGAGCAUUUCGAAUUCAAAUGUUGUUUAUAUAGCAGGUUGUGUUGUGGUGGUUUAUAAUGUUGAUUCGGGCACUCACUCCUACCUCAUGGUAUCUAAUCGGACGCCAAAACCUCUUAGCUGCGUCGCAGUCUCACAGGAUGGAAAUUUUAUUGCAGCUGGAGAAUCAGGGCCUCAACCUGCAGUGCUAGUGUGGGACUUUGCUACUGCAGCUAUUGUAUCUGAACUAAGAGGCCAUCAAUAUGGAGUGGCAUGCAUGGCUUUCUCACCUGAUGGUAAACAUCUGGCAUCCGUUGGAUUUGCUCAUGAUGGAUACCUCUGCCUUUGGCAUUGGCAAAGUGGGAUGUUAGUGACAAAGCUUAAAGCAUGUUCAUCUUGUUCUUCUAUUGCAUCAGUUAGCUUCUCAUCAGAUGCAGAAUUCAUUUUAACUGCUGGGAGAAAGCACUUGAAGUUCUGGGCGGUUGGAUCAUCUACAAAAUCUCAUGCAAAUAUGAGGGCAUGCUCACUGGUAAUGCAUGGGAAGCCUGUUAAACUCGCUCACCACAAAGGAUGCUCAUUCAUAGCUGUUACAUCUCCCCAUUGGAGUGAAGGUGGUCUUAUUGAUUGCCAUCGUGCUGGUGGAUUUUUACCUAUUUAUGCAUUGACAGAUGCAGGGUUGUCUAUCAGAAAUUCAGUGGACUUAAAGUUUAUAGAGUCUAAUUUUCAGGUUGAGAAAGGUUAUGCACUAUCUGCAUCAAAAAAGUUGGUUGCUUGUGCCUGCAAUGAUGGAGUUGUAAAACUCUUCACUGUGGAUUUUCUUAAAUAUGCUGGAAGCUUAAAAUAUACUGAAGCCAAAAGAUGCAACAAGGCAAAUGACAUUGAUUGGCCAGAUGAAGUUAGGGACAAUGAAUUUCAGCCUCUUCCUUCUCUUCCUGAUGCUAUUGCUUGCCAAUUUUCAACCUCAGAAAAACUUGUGGUUGUUUAUGGUGACCACAGUCUCUACAUAUGGGAUUUACGUGAUGUAUACAAGGCCAUCAGGUGUUGUGUGCUAGUUUCGCAUAGUGCAUGCAUAUGGGACAUUAAGAAUCUUCCAUGUGAAAACAUGCACGAUGCUUCUCUUGUAUGUGUUGCUAGAGGUUGUUCCGGUGGAGUUUCUUUUGCGACAUGCUCAGCAGACGGUACUAUUAGGUCAUGGGAUCUCACACUGCAAACAGUUUUACCAGAGGAGAGUUCAGCUCCUGCUCUGGACAACAAUUUGGAGAGUACUGAGCAAGUUGGCACUACAUGUUUAGUAAGUGCUGGGCUUUUCAAAUGGGAUUCUGUGGUGUCUGGCAGUAGCACUCAAGGCUUUCGAGCGAUGGCAGUUAGUUCCGAUGGAAAGCACUUGGCUGCUGGUGAUUGCAGGGGCAACCUCCAUAUUUAUAACUUAGCCACCUAUGACUAUAUGUGUAUUCAGGAUGCUCACGAUGCAGAAAUCCUGUCAUUGAGCUAUAGCAUGCCAAGAGAGAGGGACAUUUUAUCUAAUAAAGCUUCAGAGAGCUUUUACUUCCUUGCUUCAGGGGGGCGGGAUCGAAUGAUCCAUCUUUAUGAUAUAGAAAGGAAUUAUGAUCUCAUUGGGAGUGUUGAUGAUCAUUCAGCUGCUGUGACUUCUGUAAAACUUACUUGCAAUGGCUCCAAGAUUCUAAGUUGUAGUGCUGACAGGUCUCUGGUGUUUCGGGAUGUGGUGGUCGCCGAAAAUAAUUAUAAAAUUUCUCGUUGUCAUCAUCAAAUGGUAUCUCAUGGAACUGUGUAUGACAUGGCUACAGAUCCAAUGGUGGAGGUUGCUGCCACAGUUGGGCAGGAUAAGAAGAUAAACACAUUCAAUGUUGCUACUGGGAAACUUAUUAGAUCAUUCAAGCAUGAUACGGAUUUUGGGGACCUGUUGAAGGUAACUAUGGACCCAAGCUGCAGUUACCUGGGUUGCUCGUACUCUAACAGGUCUGUUUGCAUUUAUGACUUUGUAACUGGGGGGAUGGUUGCACAAGCAGCAGGGCAUGGGGAAGUUAUAACUGGUGUCAUCUUCUUACCCGACUGCAAGCACUUGGUUUCUGUAGAUGGUGAUGGCUGUAUAUUUGUUUGGAAAGUGCCUUCUCUUUUAUCUUCAAGGAUGUUGCUAAGAGUUGAGGAAAAAUAUUCUCCAUCGUCACCAAAAGUCAUGACUCAGGCAGUAGCCUUUAGUCAGACCAAGUUUCAUGGAAAGGAUGACCAUCAACGGAAAAUCAAUCAAAAAGGUGAAGCUGUGGCGGAAAACACUAAUCAAUUCAGUCAAAGAUGGCUUUGUGAAGGAGGGGAACCUCAGGAGACAUCUGCAUUCAAAUUUAGCAUUUCUAGACUUCCAAAAUGGGCACAAGCCAAAGUUACUCCCCUUGAUUCCAUCCCCACAGACCCCGAGUCCACUUCAUCCCAGCAAGUUGGACAAGAAGUUUUCUCUCCCUCAGUUGAUAAUGGAGGGGGAAAUGCUGCUGCGUGUCAUGUAUUACAAACUCCAUUUGAAUAUGAUGUGGAUGGUAGUAAACAAAUUCGUGGUAGCAUGUUCAUAAAUUCAUCUGAUACAAUGUCUCCAAUUUCGCCCGAAACUUGUAGCAGCUUUUCAUUGGACAGGCGUUGGUUAACCAUUCAUACCGUGUGUUUGGAUCUGCUAAAUUCCCCCGAGGUUUGGGAUAUGAACGAUAUCAAGGGGUGUUUUCAUACAGCCCAAGCACCAGCCGUGGAGAAUACUAAUAAUAUUGAGCAUGUUGAGCUCUCAUCCAGGGAUCCUAGUGUGAACAAUUCUUCUGUGGAGUCUACAUUUUUGUUUAGUAACCAUGUUGAUGGACAAGGUUCCACUUUAUAUGAACAUACCAAAUCGAACAAUUCUGGCUCUUUGUGCAAUAGCACAGAUAAACUCAGAAGUAGUAAUUCAAGCACAAGCCAUAAGCAAUUUGUUCACCAUGUAUCAGCCCAGUUGCAGUCGGACACAACUGAAUGCGGGCUACAAGCAGCUCGGGGUGUUAAUGUGACCUUUAAUAUAAGGUCUCAAAAAAAUGAAUUUUCCAACAUGAAGGUUGGCAAUUUGUCCGCAAAAUCGAAGAUGGAGGGAAGAACAUCAUCAGCAGGGAGAUGCUACUCUGGACGGUUUUCUGUGCGGCAGGACCUUUUUAGAGGUCAAAAUAAGCUUUUUGACACACCUAUUCGAGAUUUUGGUGAUGAAACCAUGAACAGGGGCAGUGAAACUGACCCUAACGUUACGAUGAAGGACCUGUCUAUGCAGGUGUCAGAAGAAUCAAAAAGGGCAGAUCAUUGCAAACAGGAUCUGAAGAUCUCAACAAAAAACUUAAUAAGCCCAAGCGCCAGUGUUUCCCAACUUGAUUUGGACAAGUUAAUGAACAUGGAAGUGACAAAAAUCAGAGAUCAAGAGGAAAGUGAUUUUGGGGCAGUUGAAAAUAAUGUAACAAUCGUUGCAUGCAAAGAAGCAUUGCUCAAUUUGGAUGCUGCGGCUGAGAAUGCGCUCCAGUUAUUUUCUAAAUUAGGGAGCCUGACUAAUGGAGAUGAAAUUUCGAGGCAGCCUGAAGCUCAAUUAUGUGCUGAGGCUACUCAGAUGCUUCCUUCAAUAGCAAAGAAAGUUCAUGCAGUUGCCACAUUGGUGCAAUCUACUACCAAUAAUUCCUGUGGGGGAACUGGAUUGGAUGCUCCGAGCUUUGAAAAUAUGUUAGGAACAUUUGCUGAGAGUCUAUCACAAAGGGUUGUUGAAAUACUGAAGAAAAAUUAUAGCAGUCUCUGAAAUGUCUCUAUGUAGCAGUGUACAGUAUCUACAAAAUAAGUGUGCUGGCCUAACUGCUAUGCUUGGAGCUGGUGUUGAACACAAAGAUCAGAUCAAAUGUGGGCUUAAAGACACUAUUUACAAAGCUCCGUGGACGUAAAACCCAGGCCGGAAAGUUCCUUGCUGGGCCCAUUUUAGUCCUCAGCCACACAUCUGUCUAAAAAGAACACCCAUUUUUUGCAGCUUAGAGAUCUGCAGGUAUGGGCUCCAUCUCUUCCAAAAAAAGAAAAAGAGAAACUCUAUCUUUCCUGUGUA
This is a messenger RNA of Ilex paraguariensis (yerba mate), 4170 nucleotides long. The record is from the annotation of a GenBank genome assembly. Lineage: Eukaryota; Viridiplantae; Streptophyta; Magnoliopsida; Aquifoliales; Aquifoliaceae.